UGUACCACAUUAGCACUUCUGCCUUUCUAAGUCAGUGUCAAACACUGUAGGUGUCUGUGUGUGUUUGUGUUUGUGUGUGUGCACCUCUGUAUGAGCUAAAUCUGCUUUGAGGGACAUUGUGAUUAAGCGGUUGAACUGAUCUCAUUGACAUUUUAAAUUAGCACUCUCUGCAGGGCUCUCCUGCCCCACCUCUCUGCGAGGGUCUGUCCCUGAUACAGGAUUAAGACAGCACUCUGAGUCAGGGAAAGUCCCCACUCCAAAUCACCAGAAGUAACACUGAAUUGCUCUCUUCCCUGUGGAAAACACACAGAUAAGAACACUGAUACAGAGUGACUACACUGUGUGUUUCACGUUUGACAUUGAGAAUGAUGAUGGUGAGCGACGACUGUCUUGUGGAGUGUAAGAUCGAUGAUGACAGCGAUGAAGAUGCUGGAGGAGGAGAACAGAUGAAUACUCCUCCUCCUCCUCCGGAGUUUGCUUCCAAAACUCCGACUCCAGCACCCAAACCUCCGACCCCUCCCACAGCCCCUGCCACACCCACACCCACACCCACACCCACCCCUCCAGUCAGCAGGGACCCUUACGGCAUCAACAAGCACCUACAGGUGGAGGUCAGUGAUGUGCUGGCAGAGCCUGCUACACCUCGCAGUAUAGACCAAGUGUGGCUUUACAGUGUCACUGGCUUUGAGAGGGCUCGUAUCUGGACGUACCGCUGCCUUACCUUGCUGUUAGCAGUGCCCUUUGCGUUCCUCUGUGGCAUUUUCCUGGCCAUUCUCGCUUGUCUACACGUCUGGUUUGUGGUGCCCUGCAUACAGCUGAGCAACACCUUCAUCCCAUGCCUGCGGUCUUUGUGUAUGUGUGCCGUGAACGUUUUCAUCUCUCCCUUUUGUACAUCUCUCGCACUCUGUUGCAGUCAAAUUGCCAUUUCACUGUCUAACAAGGACUGGCAUCAAAUGAGGGACAAAGAGGCUGCACGAGUGUAAUGACAGAGCAAAUGAUAUUGAAUAAGUGAGUGACUGAGUGAGUGGGAGAGAGUGAGAGAAUUUUGUUUAGAUCUGCAUCUGCCUUGUUUUUUUUUAGUUUUUUAAUUGGCACAGAUCUGCAACCUGGUAAUGUUCCUGACAUUUGAUAUGUUUUGUACAUUUAAAGCCAGUUCAUAAAAAUUGUUAUUCUUAUUGUCACUAUCA
Messenger RNA from Toxotes jaculatrix (banded archerfish), 1187 nucleotides. RefSeq lists its product as uncharacterized. Gene Ontology annotation, cellular component: caveola. Bases 366 to 983 code for a protein of 205 amino acids. The transcript is spliced from 5 exons. Lineage: Eukaryota; Metazoa; Chordata; Actinopteri; Toxotidae. Gene Ontology annotation, molecular function: molecular adaptor activity. The record is from RefSeq and is a predicted model, not a curated record. Gene Ontology annotation, biological process: caveola assembly.